Agrilus planipennis (emerald ash borer) is the source of this 3414-nucleotide messenger RNA. It is a transcript of the gene Gnf1, whose product is annotated as replication factor C subunit 1. The transcript has 12 exons. Gene Ontology annotation, molecular function: DNA binding; ATP binding; DNA clamp loader activity. Gene Ontology annotation, biological process: DNA repair; DNA replication. Lineage: Eukaryota; Metazoa; Arthropoda; Insecta; Coleoptera; Buprestidae. Gene Ontology annotation, cellular component: DNA replication factor C complex; nucleus. The coding region runs from base 191 to 3247 and encodes 1018 amino acids. The record is from RefSeq and is a predicted model, not a curated record.
UUAUUUAUAAUUAUAGAUUCUCUAUGAUUUUAACGUGUUUCCAAAGACGCAGAAAAGUAAAAUCAAAUUAAUCGUAAAAUAUGGUAAAAAUGAUAAGUGAAACAUGCAUUAUAACAUAUAAAACGGAAAGUUAAUAUAAAUCCUUUGAAAGCUUUUGAAAUGACCUAUUAAUACGCUGAAGUUGUACGCCAUGCCAUACGAUAUACGAUCCUACUUUAAUGCAGCGGCAUCUAAAUCAAAGUCAGCGGUAAAGGCAAAACCAAAGAUACCAAUAGAAGUCUCCAGUGAUGAAGAUGUUAUAUCUGAAACACCUGCAAAAGUCAAAGUUAAAUUAACCAAUCUUAAAAAACGAAAAGUAAUCCUUAGCGAUUCUGACUCAGAUCGUGAAAGUAAAAAGAACACAAAAAGGUCUAAGACAGCCAAUGACAAUCCUGGGAUAGAGUUGAAAAAGGUAAAUGUAGAAGAUAUAUUAGGUAGUACUCCUGUUAAGCAAUCUGAGGUCAAAAUAAAACCAAAAAAUGAGGAGGAAAUUGCUGCUAAUGUUUCUCAAUCUAAAAAGACACCCAAGAAAAAAUUAAAAACAGAAGUUGGUAUUCAUAAUGAUGAAGAUUUUGAGAAGUCUCUGUUGGAACUUGAUGAAGACUUCUUAUUGAAUAAUGUUGAUGAACUGGACAAAACAAUUGAGUUAGAAUUCAAUAAAACUCAGGAGGAAUUAACAACUGGAAAUUUAAAGAUAGACAAAGAUGAGAAAGAUAUAAAAACACCUGGGAAAAGAAAGAAAUCACCAGCUAAACCAAAAAAAUCCCCUUUCAAAAAUACCCAUGUGGAAACAGAUCAAGAUCGGUAUGACAGAAAAGUCCAUUCUGCUGUCUCGUAUCAAAAUUAUUUGCAUCGAGGAGGUCCUCCACAUCAUGGCAGUAAAGAAUUACCAAAAGGUAAACCAGAUUGCUUAAGAAACUUGUGCUUCCUACGAACAGGUGUUUUAGACUCAUUGGAAAGCUACGAAUUUGAAGAAUUGAUAAAAGAGCAUGGAGGACGAGUUGUACAUGCAGUUUCAAAAAAAGUAAAUUAUGUUGUUAUGGGUGACGUACCAGGCCCUGCAAAAUUGGAGAAGGCAAGAAGUUAUGGUAUUCCCAUCAUAUCAGAGGAUGACCUUCUGAACUUAAUUCAAAUUAAGUCUGGAAUGAAACCUACUUACACCACCAGUGAAUCAGAAGAUUUACAAAACAUAGAAGAAGAAGGACAAAGUAGUACAAAGUCUCCCAAGGAAGACGGGUCUCCUAAACAGCUUAAUAAAGAAAAAAGUGAUUUGCCAGAGAGAAAAAUAGUAUUUAAAACUCUUGAAAAGGACCAUUCAACUAAGGAGUCAUUGAUUGAAGAGGAGGUAAUGAAAGAAACAACUGAAGCAGAUAAAUUUCCAAAGAUGAAACGAUGUUUAACUCCCAAAAAAGACCAUUCAGAUAAGGAAGGAUCAAACGAAAAAUUAAUAAAAGAAGAAGCUUAUCUGGACCAAAAUGAUGACCAGAUUGAGUUAUCUAAAGCCUCACCUGAAUAUGAGACAUUACUAUUAACAGAAAAGUAUAAGCCACUAAAUGCAAAAGUUGUUGUUGGCCAACAAGGAGAUCAUAGUAAUCUAAAGAAACUUAUGACAUGGCUGCAAAAUUGGCAUACAAACAAUCAACACUGUCAAAAUAAAUCUAGAAAUGUAAAAGCUACGAGCAGGAAUGAACCGGGGGCUUCUUUCAAAGCAGCCCUAUUAAGCGGUCCUCCAGGCGUUGGUAAAACCACCACAGCAACCUUAGUUGCGAAGGAAUUGGGCUUUGAUGUUGUUGAAUUUAAUGCAUCAGAUACAAGAAAUAAAAAGUUGUUACAUGAAGAAGUCUCCCAGUUGCUCAGUACAAAAACAAUAGCUGGUUUUGUUAAAGAUGGUUCUCAGCCAACAUCAAAAAGAGUACUGUUAAUGGACGAAGUGGAUGGAAUGGCCGGCAAUGAGGACAGGGGAGGAAUACAAGAACUCGUAAAUUUGAUUAAAAACACCCAUAUCCCUAUAAUUUGCAUGUGUAAUGACCGCAACCACCAAAAAAUUCGAUCUUUGGCCAAUUAUUGCUUCGACCUGAGAUUCCAUAGACCCAGAUUGGAACAAAUAAGGGCAUUUCUUAUGACAGUGUGCUUUAGAGAAAACUUAAAUGUUUCCCCAAAUGCUUUGAAUGAAAUAAUAACUGGGGCUGGAAUGGAUAUAAGACAGUGUCUGAAUAAUUUGGCAAUGUGGGUUGCAGGAGAAAAAAGUUUGUCAGUAGAAAUAGCAAAAAAAGAAGCAACCCUUGCCAAAAAAGACACGAUUUUGGGUCCAUGGGAUGUUUGUAAAAAAAUAUUUAAUAAAAGAGAUCAUGAAAUGAUGUCAGUUACAGAGAGAGGCAGAUUAUUUUUUUACGACUAUAGUAUGGCGCCUCUUUUUGUACAAGAAAAUUACCUUCAAAUAGUUCCACUUAACCUAAGGAAAAGGUGGAUACUAAGGGCGUCAAAAACAGCAGAUUCGUUAAGUUUUGCGGAUCUUCUUGACAAGAAAAUUAGAAGUGAUAACAACUGGUCACUACUUGAAGUAGAGUCGAUGUUUGUUGCUGUCAUUCCAGGUACUUAUAUGGGAGGACAAUUAGGGGCUCAAAUAAAUUUUCCGAGUUGGCUAGGAAAAAAUUCCAAACGAAAUAAAUUUCAAAGAAUUGCAACUGAAAUCCAAGCGCAUAUGCGGACAAGUACAUCUGCUUCUCGUUUGUCUUUUAAUUUGGAUUAUGCUUCCCACUUAAGGAAUAGAAUCCUUGAACCACUGAUAAAAAAGGGGAUGGAUGGUAUUCAGGAAGCAAUAGACAUCAUGCAUGCUUAUAAGCUUUCGAGGGAUGAUUUGGAUGGAAUUUUGGAAUUGGCUCAUUGGCAUGGAAGUACAGACCCUUCAAACCAGUUGAACUCAAAAGUGAAAGCCGCUUUUACAAGGCAAUUUAAAAAGGAAGGUGUUGUACUUCCUUAUGCUGCAACUUCUGCAAGUGUUAAAAAAAGGGGAGUAGCAUAUUCUGAAGAUUUACUGAAUGGUGAGGACGAAUUUGUGGAAGAUGAUGACGAUGAAGGCGAAGAUGAUGUUACUAAGGAUUCAAAUAUUAAAGUGAAGAAGGCGACCCAAAAAGUUGUUAAAAAGAAAGAUGAAGCAUCAAGCAGCGGCACUAGCAAGGGCGGUGGAAAAGGGAAAAAGAAAAAAUGAGGGGGAAAAAUGAAAAAUUUUGUUACUAAUAUUAUCUUUACGAUUUUGCAUGAUUGUUGUUACUAUUGUAACGUUACUAUUCUUUAUUAAUUAUUAAGCAUUACUUUUGUAUUUUUUGUCAUAAUCAUUAUACUUAUUACAUCACUUAAUAUACUAUCUUUUUUACA